Anolis sagrei ordinatus is the source of this 5064-nucleotide messenger RNA. NCBI's taxonomy places the organism in Eukaryota, Metazoa, Chordata, Lepidosauria, Squamata, Anolidae. The record is from RefSeq and is a predicted model, not a curated record.
GCUUUUCUGCCCUCCCGUCCGCCAUUUUGCGUGAGGUGAGGCGAGGGGAAGGAAGCGCUCCCUCUGGCGCCACGAAGAAAGAGAGAGAGAGGCCGAGAGGGAGAGGGAACAUAAGGAUUCCAUGGCGAUAUCUCUGCCGCCAUGACAAACAAAACAGCUUCUAGUGGACAUUGGGGAAUGUGGAAACCAAAGAAGCUGUAAGGAAAAGGGUUCUCUAUGAAAAAGACAUCCUCUCCAGGUGCUGAUCUUGCUGAACAGACUUUGGAUCAGAAAGGAAAAAAUAAGACAGAAGUGUCCAUAUUGCAGUUAAAAAUACAUACCACUGUCAACAUGAAGGAGAAACCCUAUAAAUGCCUGGAGUGUGGAAAGAGCUUCACUCAGAAUGCACACCUACAUUCACAUCAACGAACUCACACUGGGGAGAAACCCUAUACAUGCCUGGAAUGUGGCCGGAGCUUCACACAGAGUUCACACCUACAUAGACAUCAACGCACUCACACUGAGGAGAAACCCUAUAAAUGCCUGGAGUGUGGAAAGAGCUUCACUGAUAGUGGAAAUCUACAAAAACACCAACAAACUCACACUGGGGAGAAACCCUAUACAUGCCUGGAAUGUGGCCGGAGCUUCACUCAGACUUCACACCUACAUACCCACAAACGAACUCACACCGGUGAGAAACCCUAUAUAUGCCUGGAGUGUGGAAAGAGCUUCAACCACAAUCAAAGUCUGCAGUCACAUCAAAGGACUCACACUGGGGAGAAACCCUAUACAUGCCAGGAGUGUGGACAGAGCUUUGCUCAGAAUGCACACCUACAUUCACAUCAACGAACUCACACUGGGGAGAAACCCUAUAAAUGCCUGGAGUGUGGAAAGAGUUUCACUUUGAGGCAUCACCUGCAGCGACAUGAAAGGAUUCACACUGGUGAGAAACCUUAUAAAUGCCUGGAAUGUGGAAGGAGCUUCAAAUACAGUCAAAAUCUGCAUUCACAUCAAGGGACUCACACUGGGGAGAAACCCUAUGAAUGCCUGGAGUGUGGAAGGAGCUUCGCUUUGCAUGGGAGUCUACGGUCUCACCACAGAACUCACACUGGGGAGAAACCCUAUAAAUGUCUGGAGUGUGGAAGGAGCUUCACUCAGAAUUCAUCCCUACAUAAACACCAACAAACUCACAAUGGGGAGAAACCUUGUACAUGCAUAGAGUGUGGAAAGAGCUUCGCUAACACUGGAAGUUUACAUUCACAUCGAAGGACUCACACUGGGGAGAAACCCUAUAAAUGCCUGCAGUGUGGAAAGAGUUUCACACGGAGGGAUUGUCUACAUUCACAUCAAAGGAUCCACACUGGGAGGAAACCCUAUAAAUGCCUGGAGUGUGGAAAGAGUUUCAGUUGGGAGCAUUCUCUGCAGCAACAUGAAAGGAUCCACACUGGGGAGAAACCCUAUAAAUGCCUGGAAUGUGGAAAGAGCUUCAUUGGCAGUGGAGACCUACGUAGACACCAACGAACUCACACUGGGGAGAAACCCUAUCAAUGCCUGGAGUGUGGAAAGAGCUUCUCUCGUAGUAGAGGUCUACGAGGACACCAACGAACUCACACUGGGGAGAAACCCUAUCAAUGCCUGGAGUGUGGAAAGAGCUUCUGUGAAAGUGGAAAUCUUCAAAAACAUAAAAGAACCCACACUGGGAUGCCUUGAGUGUGGAAAGCACUCACAUUCUACUAAAAUGAUGCCAAGAGAGACUCUCUAAGAUGUACAAAGGCAACUCUACAAAAAUCCCAAAACAGCAGGAAAGAAUCUUCCUGUACGUGACUACAGCAGCAAGCAAAGAAUAUGCCAAAUACGGAAAAAACAAAGAACACCAACAUCAGAGGAAUUGAUUACAAUUUUUUUUAAAUGGCUGAAAUUGACAAAUUAAUGUUAAUUCUACAAAAAGACAAUACACAAAAACUGCAAUAGAAUUCGUGAACUAAAAGUGUUAUGAGAUAAUGCAUUCGUAUAAACUAUAUAACUUGUAUAUCUAAGAGCAAAAAAAGUUUUGGAAAAUUGAUGAGUUAAUAUUUCUGUAUUGAAGUAGAAAAUAUAUAACUUCAAGAAGAUUGAUACUAUAGCUAUAUACAUUUAUAUAAGAUUUAUUGUGUGUAGAUCAUACGUGAAUGAUACUUAUAAAUGUUUACAUGUAUAUUACUAAUCUAUUACUAUAUUUUAACUAAGUUAUGUAUAUAGUUGACUGCCAUCAAGAAUAGAAAAAAUAGGGUUUCACUUAGGCGAUCCCUCGAUCUCAGAGUAUGAGGGCCUUCCAAGCGUAGUGUCCUGAUGGUGGAUACGGAGGUGACAGUGAAGCCCUAUCCUUGACCUGCAUGUUCUUCCACAGUGAGGCCAUCGGUUUCCAGUCAAGGCUGCCUUGAUGCGCCUUCCUCUUGGCCCCUUUCUCCCUUCAUUCAUGCCUCUUCAAAUUCCACAGCACUGAUGGUCACAGCUGACCUCUAGCUAGAGCGCUCAAGGGACAGGACUUCCCAGUUCUCCAUGUCUAUGCCAUAGUUUUUAAGGUUAGCUUUAAGACCAUCUUUAAAUCUCUUUUCCUGUCCACCACCAUUCCAUUUUCUGUCCUUGACUUGGGAGUAUUGUGACUGCUUUGGGAGAUGGUGAUCGGGCAUUCAGACAAUGUGGCCUGUCCAGUGGAGUUGAUGACGUAAGAGCAUCGCUUCAGUGCUGGUGGACUUUGCUUCUUCCAGCAUGCUAACAUUUGUCCAUCUGUCUUCCCAAGAGAUUUGCAGGAUUUUUUGGAAGCAAUACUGAUGGAAUCGUUUCAGGAGUCGAGUGUGACAUCUGUAGAGAGUCCACGUUUCACAACUGUAUAGCAGGGUUGAGAGGACAAUAGCAUUAUAAACAAGCACCUUGGUCUCCCUAUGGAUGUCCCGGUCUUCAAACACUCUCUGCUUGAUUCAGAAAAUUGCUGCACUCGCAGAGCUCAGGGGUAUUGUACUUCUGUGGAGAGGUGGCUCCCAAGGAAGCAGUAAUGGUCAACAUUUUCUAAUGUUACGCCAUUAAGGUGUAUUUCUGGCAUUGCCGAUAGGUUGAUUGGUGACUGUCGGAAGAGCACUUUGGUUUUCUGGAUGUUCAGUGAGAGGCCAGGUUUCUCAUACGCUUCUGCAAAGGUGUUUAGAGUGGCUUGUAGGUCAUCGGCAUAUUGGAGUUCUAUAGCAGACGUUGUGACUCUGGUCUUGGCUUUCAGUCUGCUGAGAUUAAAUAGCUUGCCAUCUGUGUGAUGGAUUAUUUCCAGUCUGGUGGGAAGCUUCCCAUCAACAAGAUGAAGUAUCAUAGUGUUGAAGAUGGAAAAUAAGGUUGGGGCAAGAACACAUCCCUGUUGGACACCUGAUUCCACCUUAAAUGCGUCACUUUGGGAGCCACUCCUGCCCAAGAGUGUUGCCAUCGUGGAGCAGCCACAGGAUGUUCACAAUUUUGUCAGGGCCUCUGAGUUUUUGGAGGAUGGUCCAGAGAGCGCUGCAAAUCACUAUGUCAAUAAAUUCAUGAAUGUACAGAGGUUGAUUUUAUUCCCUGCCUGUUUCUUGGAGCUGUCGUGCAAUGAAAACCAUGUCCACUAUUCCUCUGGAGGGGCAGAAGCCUUUCUGGGAUUCUGGGAGGGUGUCUCCUGAGACAGGUCGAAAGAGGGUUGCAAGGAUUUUUGCGAGGAUUUUCCCAGCAGAGGUUAGAAGGGAGAUACCUCGAUAGUUUCCGCAGUCUGUUCCUUCCCCAUUUUUUGAAGAGGGUGAUGAUGGUGGCGACCUUAAAGUCUGCUGGGAUUUUCUUGGUCACCCACACUUUUUCAAUGAGCUGGUGGAGUUGUUGUGUCAACUCAGGUCCACCCUCUUUAAAGAUUUUAGCAGGGAUCCCAUCAGGUCCGCUGGCUGUGUUAUUUUUUUGUUGGCUGAUGGCAUUGCUGACUUCCUUCAAACUAGGCAGUGCUGCUAGGUCAUCAUUGGUUUGUUGUUGUGAGAACCUCUUUGGCCACAUUGAAGCUGCAUUUCAGGAGGUUGUGGUCAUGCGUUUUCCAACAUAGUGCAAUUGAUUUUUUGUCCUGCAGAAGUUUGGCUCCAUCUGAUGAGCUUAGAGGGUGUAUGCAAUGGUUUCUUUGUCCAUAGAAGACCUUUCUGGCUUUGAAAAAUCCCUGAGCAUCAUGGAUAUCUGCCAAGUGUUGGAUUUCUUGGCUUUUUUGUCCAUCAGAUGUUCUUGAUGGACAAAAGGUAGAGUUCAGUAAAGUCCAAAAACAAAGUCUACACUUCUCUAACAAAAUCCAAAGAACCAGAAAAUGUUGAUCCAAGGCAUGAGUAUGUAAUCACAAGAGACAAAAAGCCAAACCAAGGAACAAGAAAUCCUUAAGCAUGAUUCUUCUAAGCGAGGCUUCCAUGAAACGAGGACAAGAACUUAGCAGGAUUCUAAACGAUGCUUCACCUGCCCUUUGGACCUCAGCUUUUGCACUGGCGUAGAUCUUUUUCUUAGCAGCACAGUUGACAUCUCUCUGUCAUGUUUGGAAGUUUUCCCCUUUCUUGUCAAUUACCUGUCAGAUCUUUUUUAUUGCUUAAUAUUUUAUUUGGGGCGGGGGGGGGGGGAAAUAAACUUGAUUUACAGGUAAAGUAGGAGAACAGUAAUGUGAAAGAAAAACAGGAAAGGAGAAGAAAUAAAGUGUUCCAAAAAAGAUGAAAAAAGGAAAAAGAGUAAAAAAAAAACCCUGCAUAUAAAAAAUUGGGGGGAAAAAAGAAAAAAGUAUAUAUGUGUGUGUGUGUGUAAAAAUAACAAAAAUAAUAAAAAAAUAAAAAUGGUGACUUCCAUCUAAUCCUUUUCGGUUUCCAGCUUGUUCAGUCAGUUAUAUUAAUUGUAUUGUGUAUUUUGCUUAUUGCUUGUUUUUAUUGAUAUGUUGUUGGGCUUGGCCUCAUGUAAUCUGCUCUGAGUCUCUUGGGGAGAUGGUGGCGGGUUAUAAAUAAAGUUUAUUAUUAUUAUUAUUAUUAUUAUUAUUAUUACCUUCUGUAUUAAAAAGAAAAUUACAAAAACAAAAAUGAAAGCUUAAGCAUUGAC